AUGGCUUUCAACACAGGCUCCUCCUUCGGGGGGUUUGGCACGGGGAAUCAACAGCAGGGAACUGGAUUCGGAUCCGGAACAGGAUUCGGAAGCCCUUCAACCGGAACUGGCUUCGGAACAACUUCGUCUCCAUUCGGCGGCACAGGAAGUACAGGCAGCGCCUUUGGAAGCACUUCUGGUGGCUUCGGUUCAGGAGGAGGAUUCGGUUCCACCACUUCGCAGUCGAAUCCUAUAUUCGGAUCGCAAAAUAAAGGAUUUGGUUCAGGCACAACAUCCACUGGUGGCAAUAUCUUUGGGUCGACCAGCACACCCAGUAUGACGUUCGGCACUCCAGGCUUUGGAAGUGGAGGAACAGGGUUUGGCGGCACUGGCACUGGCACCACCGGGACCGGUGUGUUUGGCAGUACUCAACAACAGCCACAGCAAACUGGUUUUGGAAGCGCUGGCCAAGGAAGUUCUAUGUUUGGUGGAGCUUCAAACGCGGGAACUGCAUUUGGGGCAGCAUCUGGCUCUGCGUUUGGCGCCAGCGGUACCGCCCUGGGUGGAGCUGUUCCCCCCGCGGAGGGCACGGCAAAUCCUCCAUUCAGCGCGUACACAGAAAAGGACCAGGGCUCCAGCGUAACAAAUCAUUACCAAACCAUAAGCGCGAUGGCGCCGUAUUCUAAGUACUCCUUUGAGUUGCCGAUUACCAACACGGGCGAAAAUAUGGUACUACCACCGGCCAGACGGGAUUUGGAUCCGCUGCAUUUGGGGCGUUCGGACAACAGCAGCCAAGUACCGGGGGUUUUGGUGUCUCCACAACAACUACCCCUUUUGGAGCAGCUCCAAGUGCCCCCACUGGAUUAA
Molecule: messenger RNA, 846 nt
Organism: Histoplasma mississippiense
Lineage: Eukaryota; Fungi; Ascomycota; Eurotiomycetes; Onygenales; Ajellomycetaceae
Exons: 4
Coding region: 1-846 (281 amino acids)
Source: RefSeq, a predicted model, not a curated record